UCUUACCAUAAGAGGUCCGGUAGGAUGUGACACUCCAUUACCGACAAGGUGUCUAUAUAUACUCGGGGCUCUUGCUGAAUUAAUAUGUCAAGAUGAGUCCCAAAGCAAACUUCAGUCUUUGAUCUGGUGAUACCCACCUUUUUGGGACAAGCUUCAUCAAGGAACCUAGAACAAAAUGCUGCUGCAACAAGUCAUCGAUGUGCUGGCCACACACUGGCUCUCGGGCACCCUAGCCCUCGCCGCUGUGUACCUGGCAACGAGUUACAUAAUCAACUACCGUCGCCUCCGCAGGUUCCCCGGCCCGCCUCUUGGCUCCUUCUCAUACCUCUGGAUAGCCUACAAUGCCGUCAAGGGCCGUCAGGGAUCCAUUUUCUACGAGACCAUGAAGAAGUACCGCGUGCCGGAGCACUCGUUUGUCCGCAUCGGGCCCAACGACCUGAUAACCGACUCUCCCGAGGUGGCGCGGCACAUGUCGUCGGCGCGCUCCACCUACCUCCGCAGCAGCUGGUACCGCACCACCAAGCUCGACCCGUACGGCGACUCGCUUCUCAGCACGCUCGACACGUCCCACCACGACGCCCUCAAGGCCAAGGCCGGCAGGGGCUACGCGGGCCGCGACAACAAGAACCUCGAGAGCGACGUCGACGACCAGCUGCGAGCGUUGGUCCGCUUGCUGGAGCGCAAGUACCUUAGCAGCGAUCACGGCGGCGUCGGUGAUUUUAGGCCCGUCGACAUGGCCACUACCAUGCAGUACUUCACCCUCGACUCCAUCACCAAGCUGGCGUACAGCAACGCAUUUGGCUUCUUGGAUCUGGACACGGAUGUGCACGGGUACAUGAAGGCAAUCAGGGAUGUGGUUCCCCUAAUUAUCAUCUCGUCUGAGUGGCCGCUGGCGGGAAGUAUAUUCUUCAACCCGUUAUUCCUCAAGAUGGUUGGCCCGACACCUAAAGAUGAGUCGGGAGUUGGAAAGAUUAUGGGAACUCUAAGAGAAGUCGUAGCCUCGCGUUUCGGACCCGACGCCAAAGACCAGCCCGACAUGCUGGGCUCGUUUGUGCGCAACGGCCUAUCGCAGUACCAGUGCGAGCAGGAGGUCAUGCUGCAGAUCGUAGCCGGUUCCGACACGACGGCGACGGCGCUGCGGGGCACCCUGCUGCAGCUCUGCUCGACGCCCAAGGUUUACCUGAAGCUGCAGAAAGAGAUUGACGAGGCGGUGCGGUCCGGAAUGGUAGGCGAGGGUGUCAUCCCCUACGAAACAGCCAAGAAGCUACCCUACCUUCAAGCCGUCAUCUACGAAGGUCUACGUCUCAACCCGCCUUUCACCGGCCUCUUGAUGAAGCAGGUCCCACCGGGAGGCGACGAGAUAGAGGGCGUCUUCAUCCCCGCCGGAGUCCGCAUCGGCGUCAGCGCCAAGAGCAUCCAGAUGCGGCAGGACGUCUACGGCUACGAUGUCGACGUGUUCCGACCCGAGAGGUGGACCGAGUGUGACGAGCAGACGCGCAUGCGGAUGGCUGCAAACACGGAGCUUGUAUUCGGGUACGGACGGUGGAUGUGUGCCGGCAAGAACCUGGCUUUUAUGGAGCUCAAUAAGGUUUACUUUGAGUUGCUCCGACGGUUCGACUUCCAGGUCGUCGACACUAAGAAUCCGGUCAAAGAGGAGAAUUACAAUGUCAUGUUUCAUAAGGAUAUGUUUAUGAAGGUUACCAAGCGGGAACUUUAGGUCGAUUGUUAAUCAGGGUCCACAAGAAAUUGAUGGUCUCCAUGUGUAAAUGGUAUGGAUAUAUUGGUCAAAUGACAGAUGAUUACUAUUAUAGAUCUUUGAGGUGCCUUCACGACUACAAGGUUCAUUUUAGGUCUUUUCCUUUUGGGUCUUGGAGACAUAGUCAACAGCUCUACUCAAUAUUGAGCAACCCUUGACUUCCUACUACAAAAACGUCUUGGGAGCAAUUGAAGAUCAACAACGA
Messenger RNA from Pyricularia grisea, 1961 nucleotides. RefSeq lists its product as uncharacterized. Gene Ontology annotation, molecular function: oxidoreductase activity, acting on paired donors, with incorporation or reduction of molecular oxygen; iron ion binding; monooxygenase activity. Bases 176 to 1717 code for a protein of 513 amino acids. Lineage: Eukaryota; Fungi; Ascomycota; Sordariomycetes; Magnaporthales; Pyriculariaceae. The transcript has 4 exons. The record is from RefSeq and is a predicted model, not a curated record.